AUGGAGUCAUUUUGUGCAAGAGCGGCUGUAGCAAGAGAAAUUCCAAUGGGUCUCGAGAAAAUAACGUCAUCAUUGGCGAAAUUAAAGAUGGAUGAAGACGCUUCAUUUGCAUCCGUCAAAGCAGAUCUUGAACAGACCAUUGUUAACAUCAACAGCAAGGUUCAGGCAAGAGGUGGGACAGCCUUCUUCGUUCUAUCGCUCAAAUGGAAUCUCAGUGUGAGAAAAGUCGUGAAUGCUUGGAAGGCUGAAAAAGAGUUUGUCCGCCUUCAAUCUGUGAAGAUUGCAGAGGAACGGAACAAAACUGACAAUUUGAACAAGAUAAAGGCCGAAGCGUUGGAAAAAGUACUUCAGACGAAGACCUCUCUGGAAACUUUACGUGCUUCUCAGAACGCUGCUGAAAAACAGUUGUCGACUCUGAAGAAUGAGUCUGUGAAUCUCAGAGAGAAGUUGUCUCAACUACGUGCCGAUCGUACUGCUUUGGAAGAGAAAAUUAUUUCUGAUGAGCUGACUUGGCAGAGAGAUCUUUCUAUCAAGAAGGUGCUUCACAAGUUCAUAUAUUGA
This is a messenger RNA of Cooperia oncophora, 561 nucleotides long. Lineage: Eukaryota; Metazoa; Nematoda; Chromadorea; Rhabditida; Trichostrongylidae. The record is from the annotation of a GenBank genome assembly.